Messenger RNA from Mus musculus (house mouse), 900 nucleotides. It is a transcript of the gene Crabp2, whose product is annotated as cellular retinoic acid binding protein II. The coding region runs from base 149 to 565 and encodes 138 amino acids. The record is from RefSeq and is marked provisional. The transcript is spliced from 4 exons. NCBI's taxonomy places the organism in Eukaryota, Metazoa, Chordata, Mammalia, Rodentia, Muridae. Gene Ontology annotation, molecular function: cyclin binding; lipid binding. Gene Ontology annotation, cellular component: endoplasmic reticulum; cytoplasm; nucleoplasm.
GCGGCUGUGCAAUUGUCCUCCACGCGGCUUGGUCCCCAGGUGGAAGGAUCUGUUCUGCAAAGGAGACAGCAAAGUAUCUUUAGCCUAAAGGACUCAGCGUCCAGUGUUCUAGUUGAAGAUCUAAAGAGAAAGCCACCUUGCUGCCACUAUGCCUAACUUUUCUGGCAACUGGAAGAUCAUCCGAUCGGAAAACUUUGAGGAAAUGCUAAAAGCUCUGGGGGUGAACAUGAUGAUGAGGAAGAUCGCUGUGGCUGCAGCCUCCAAGCCAGCAGUCGAGAUCAAACAGGAGAAUGACACUUUCUACAUCAAAACCUCCACCACUGUGCGAACCACGGAGAUUAACUUCAAGAUCGGGGAGGAAUUUGAGGAGCAGACCGUGGAUGGGAGACCCUGUAAGAGUUUGGUGAAAUGGGAGAGUGGAAACAAAAUGGUGUGCGAGCAGAGGCUUCUGAAGGGGGAGGGCCCCAAGACCUCCUGGAGCCGAGAACUGACCAAUGAUGGAGAGCUGAUCCUGACAAUGACAGCAGAUGACGUUGUGUGCACCAGGGUCUACGUCCGAGAGUGAGUGCCUACGGGUCCAAGAACUGCCUGAGACGACUUCCGUGCCCGCUACAGGACACAAACCUCCCUCCCACGUCCAUCUUACAAACUAGCUCUCCCCUUACUCCUGAGGGUUACUGCUUCCUCCAAGGCCUUUUGUUCUUUGCCUUCUCUAAGCCAGAGAGGGGCAGAAGCUCAGAACCCUCCCACCGCCAUUUGCCCCUCCCAGGUCAGCAGUCCCAGCUCCACACCAGGGUCCUUCCUGGAAGAGACUGUCUCUCUGGCCUCUACUCCUUAUCCUUGUAGUCUGUGUGAUUUAGAAUAUUUAUUGGUUAAUUUUAUUAAAAUGUUUUAAAAUGU